Drosophila yakuba is the source of this 2129-nucleotide messenger RNA. RefSeq lists its product as uncharacterized. Lineage: Eukaryota; Metazoa; Arthropoda; Insecta; Diptera; Drosophilidae. The coding region runs from base 102 to 2129 and encodes 675 amino acids. The record is from RefSeq and is a predicted model, not a curated record. The transcript has a single exon.
CGCGAUUGGCCAGGAGCAUUACCAAAAUUUCCCCGGGGAUCUGAAAAGCCCGGUGCCCAAAAGUGGGCACAUUAACACAUUCCUGGGGCAACUCUUUAGCCAUGAGGUACAGGUACUGGUUGUACACACUUUGGUGCUGCUCCUUGGUGGCCAGCACACUGGAAUCCAGUUCGGAUCGCCACCUGGCGGAGGCACUGGCUCAAGUGGUGGCCAACUCGGAGAUGGGUCGCCUCAAGACCUUGUACAUUUACACGCACACAAGUUCCCCGUCGACGGGUGGCCACUUGGAGGAGCUGCUCGACCAGGUGCUGAUGACACUGCCUAGCAAUUUGCAGGCACGCAGACUCCUGCUGCAGCAGUCCAUGGAGUACAAGCCCUAUGUCCACGCUGUCCUGGCACUGGUCGAUGGUCUGGCGUCUCUAACGGCGAUCUACGCUGGGAUUCGAGCCACCCAGGACUUGUCGCACACACUGAUAUACAUGUCCCUGGCCACGGAUGCGUAUGGUGCCGAGAUGCAGGCAGUGCUGCGACUUCUGUGGCAUCUUAGUGUACUGAAUGUGGGCGUAGUGCUGCGUCCACCUGGCGAGCACAUCCUCAUGGUCAGCUACUUUCCAUUCAGUGCGUGGCACGGCUGCCAGGUGAUCUCGCCCAAUGUGGUGAAUCGCUACCAAGUGGGCACAGGGCAGUGGGCUAGUCGAGAUUACUUUCCCAGCAAGUUGGGCAACUUCUAUGGCUGUCUGCUGACCUGUGCCACGUGGGAGGAUAUGCCCUAUUUGGUUUGGCGUCGCAGUGGCAGCUUUGUGGGCAUCGAGGGUGCAUUGCUCCAGUUCAUGGCCACCAAUCUGAACUUCAGCGUGGGUCUCUAUUGGAUGAACAAGGAGGAGGUGCUGGCCACUUUCGAUGAGUCGGGCACAAUUUUCGACGAGGUGCGUCCUGUUUCUACAUCUAGCUAUCUGUAUAGAUUGGAUUGCAAUUGGUGUUCUUUGCAGAUCUUUGGCCAUCAUGCGGACUUCUCUCUGGGCGGAUUCCACUUCAAGCCCAGCGCUGGCAGUGAGAUUCCCUACUCCCAGUCCACCUACUACUUCAUGAGCCACAUCAUGCUGGUGACCAAUCUGCAGAGUGCCUACUCCGCCUACGAGAAGCUCUCCUUUCCCUUCGCUCCGCUGCUGUGGCGUGCCAUUGGUGUGGUCCUGAUCCUGGCCUGCCUGCUCCUGAUGCUGGUGCUGCGUUGGUGGCAUCACCAUGAACUGCCAGUGAAUCCAUACUACGAGCUGUGGGUCCUCACAAGCGGUGGCAAUCUGCAGGAUCGAUUGCUGCCACAAAGAUUUCCCGGACGCUUGGUGCUGCUCACCUGGCUGUUUGCCACCUUGGUACUGAGGAGUGGCUACCAGUCGGGAAUGUAUCAGCUGCUGCGGCAGGAUACCCAAAGGAAUCCGCCACAAACCAUUGCGGAGGUGCUGGCCCAGCGUUACACCAUCCAGUUGGGGGAGGUCAACGAGGCAAGGAUCCUGGCCAGUUUGCCGGAACUGCGGCCGGAGCAACUGGUUUACCUGGCGGGCAGUGAGCUGCAAUCCUUUCCAGCUUUGGCCCGGCAAAGUGGCUCCUCGGCGCGGCUGGCCAUUCUAACGCCCUACGAGUACUUCGGUUACUUCCGGAAAGUGCAUCCGAUGAGCAGGAGAUUGCACCUGGUGCGGGAACGCAUCUACACCCAGCAAUUGGCCUUCUAUGUGAGGCGUCACUCGCAUCUGGUCGGUGUGCUGAACAAGCAGAUCCAACAUGCCCAUGCCCAUGGCUUCCUGGAGCACUGGACGCGGCAGUAUGUCAGUGCCGUGGACGAGAAGGACGAGAGUGUGGCCCGUAUAGCCUCCACAUCGUAUAGCACCCUCGAUGGCAUCGAUGGCGAUCCGAGUCUAUCGGCGAUGGAGGAGCAGCAGGUGGCCACCGUUCGCCAAAAUGUACUCUCCAUGCGGGAACUAGCUGCUCUGUUUUGGCUCAUCCUCUGGGCGAAUCUGGCAGCGGUGGUUGUUUUCCUUCUGGAACUGCUGUUGCCCAAAAUAAAAUUUGGGAAAUUAUUAGGGAAAAUGAAUAGUAGGAUAAGCAAGUGCAUUUCCAAUUUGGUGAGAGAUUAG